Anopheles darlingi is the source of this 3434-nucleotide messenger RNA. RefSeq names its product protein Mo25 (gene Mo25). The record is from RefSeq and is a predicted model, not a curated record. NCBI's taxonomy places the organism in Eukaryota, Metazoa, Arthropoda, Insecta, Diptera, Culicidae. The coding region runs from base 391 to 1413 and encodes 340 amino acids. Gene Ontology annotation, biological process: intracellular signal transduction. The transcript has 7 exons. Gene Ontology annotation, molecular function: protein serine/threonine kinase activator activity.
UGGCUCGUGAGUCCGGUUAGUGAAGGUUACGCGAUUGUAACAACCGUUGUGUGUGCGUGUUCUUGCUCAUCGCGACGUGCGUGAGUGCGUGCAUGCGUGCUUGAGGAGGAAAAGAAGGAAAAUCCUCGAACGUGCAAAUGCUCAUCUAGGUGUUCCGACAGGUUCCGACGAGUUAUCAUCCGGUUGAUCGGUGCCAACUGUUAGUGCGUGUUUUUGUGCGAGAUUCAUAUCCACGGGGACAGUGGAAAAGUGCGGCAAACACAGUAAAGAAAAAUCAACAGAAGUUAAACUUUACUCCGGACAAUUUGCUGACGGCACAGGAGGAGGCAGAAAGAGUAGUGACAACACGGACGCGACCAACUGAACCAUCAACCCCAGCACAAACACACGAUGCCGCUGUUCGGGAAAUCACAGAAGAGCCCGCAGGAGUUGGUGAAAGCUCUCAAAGAGGCGGUAGCCUCGCUGGAGCGAGGCGACAAGAAGGCAGAGAAAGCACAGGAGGAUGUUAGCAAGAAUCUGGUGCUCAUCAAAAAUAUGCUGUACGGAACAUCGGACGCGGAACCACAGACCGAGAUCGUCGUGUCGCAGCUCGCACACGAACUCUACAGCACAAAUCUGCUCCUGCUGCUAAUACAGAACCUAAACCGCAUUGACUUCGAGGGUAAGAAGGAUGUGGCACAGAUCUUCAAUAACGUGCUGCGGCGACAAAUCGGUACCCGCUCGCCGACUGUCGAGUACAUCUGCACAAAGCCCGAGAUUCUGUUCACACUAAUGGCUGGCUACGAGCAUCAGGAGAUUGCGCUCAACUGUGGUACAAUGCUGCGCGAGUGCGCUCGCUACGAGGCGCUCGCCAAGAUCAUGCUGCACUCGGACGAGUUUUUCAACUUUUUCCGCUACGUCGAGGUUUCCACGUUCGACAUCGCAUCCGACGCAUUCUCGACGUUCAAGGAGUUGCUAACCCGCCAUAAGAUUCUAUGCGCUGAGUUUCUCGAGCAAAACUACGAUAAAGUGUUCACACACUACGAGCAUCUGCUCAACUCGGAGAACUACGUGACCAGACGCCAGAGCCUCAAGCUGCUCGGGGAGCUGCUCCUAGAUCGACACAACUUCACGGUGAUGACAAAGUACAUCUCGAACCCGGACAAUCUGAAACUCAUGAUGAACAUGCUGAAGGAAAAAUCUCGCAACAUUCAGUUCGAAGCGUUUCACGUGUUCAAGGUUUUCGUAGCCAAUCCGAAUAAACCGAAACCAAUUCUUGACAUUCUGCUGCGCAAUCAGGAGAAACUGGUCGAUUUCCUCACCCGGUUCCACACCGACCGCUCUGAGGAUGAGCAGUUUAAUGACGAAAAAGCUUACCUGAUCAAACAGAUCAAGGAGCUGAAGCCGCUGACGAGCGGGGGCGGGGACCAAUAAGAGGUUAACAUUUGUUGGUCGUAUCAGCCUUUGUCACCAUCUAACGACCCAUCACACCUCUCCCCCCCCCCCCCCCCAACGAUAGUAGUCCGCGUCGGCCCCCGCUGCUUACCAUUCUCAGCGCCAUGCGGCAGGUGACAGUUAACGAUAUCGGUAACGAAGAACGCAACACCUUUGGCCUGUAGAGAUCUGGCGGGCGGUGUCGCAAGCUCCUCCUGUGCAUUAUCCUCUCCGGUGUAACCGUUAUAGCUUAAUUGGAGCCGCGUGCAACAACACACUGUAGUAACAGCAAAGAAUGUUAGGAUUAGUUGAUUAUAGCAAUAUCUUUUGCCUAAGACGCUGUAUUCUCGCAUAUUGCAAAUUCCACAUUUCCUUCGCUACCAUCUUCACCAUCACCAUUUGGCGGAGGUUACUGGUAUGGUGGUAACACUCCAGAUAACCUUCAAGUGUCCUGUUUGCGUGUUUGGCUUAGGCAGAUGGGGCAAUGAAUAGAUUAAUCUGCGUGUGUGGCAGCCUCCCAUGCUUCAUACUUACCAUCAUCCUCGAGGAAGACCUCCCCAACAAACAACAGCAUGAUAAAAAAAAUGGUUAAAAAGAGUGAACUCUAGCAAAAAGCGGUUACGGGUCGCUCUAACUACAAUUUCGAAUUAAAAAGGAGGAACCAUAAUGGAAGAAAAUUAUAAUAUGUUAUAAAUAUAGAUUGAUACUUGUUCGAUCGAAGUUAGGAACGUUGUGAAAGGUCACGACGAAUUAUAGACGACGCGAAAAAGAAACAUAGAAAAUGCAGGUAGAAUACACGAAGAAAGGGUAGAGAGAGCGAAGGCAACCGAAAGGAAGCGAGGGAAAGCGGAGUAAAAGGAAGAGAGAGUCGCAGAGGGAAAAGAAAUGGAAGGUUUGAAAAUAGGGAAACGGAUAGAUUGAACUCGAAGGGUGAUGCUGCACACAAUGUUUCUCUCGAUAUCGCGGAACAGGUGGAUCGUCUCCAUUAAAAAAGCAGCUAAGCUGUUUUUUUAUUACAUGCAGACGAUUUUUCCCGAAACUCGCGACAAAUGUGUGCAGCCCUGAGCACCUUAAGCUGGAUUUAUAAUUCAAAACGCGUAUGAAAAUUACCUUAUCACAUUACAUAUUCAACAACCUUGCAGCAGCCUGCUUGGAAGAUUAUUCAAUAAUAUAUAUUUGCGUUAUCAGUCCCCUCUCCCCCUUCUUCAACACAAAGACACAUUCACACACACACACACAUACACACACACACAAACACACACACAAACACACUCACACAUACAAACACACACACAAACACACUCACACGUACAAACACACACACACACACACACACACACUUCGAAACCUUUCUUGACAGGCACUUUUUUUACAUUCGCAUAAACAGCAGGAGCAAAUGACUUAUAUAUGCAGGGAGACAAACAGGCCCAUUUGGCGAGUGCCUGUUAGUUUAAAGCAACAGCAAAUACUUUGGUCCACAUCAGCGCUGCCGCACACCUCUGCUGGUGUAUUUAUUUAUUGAAAAAGAAGUAUUUAACAUCCCUGUCAUAAUUAGAGCGGUCAUCGGUCGUCGUCACCCCUUCCUUCUUUAUACCACUACUAAUCCUUAUGUGAUGUCUGCGUUACAAAAAGCAUGAUAGUUAGGGAGACGACGACGAAGAAGUGGUAAUCUACCAGAGUUCCUGUACGGCUCCGAUCGAAUCGGGUCCAUCGGGUACUCCAGGAUGAUGUUUUCGCGUCCGACUUAUGGCCCCAAGCCGGUAAAUGAAUUACAAUGACUAGCGAGGCGAUUUUGCAAAUGAAUGAAAUGGACAAAUUAGAGGUUUUGGAUGAUUGGUUGUUGGAAGAGUAGGAAAAACUUGUAACAAAAAAAGAAGGAAAACGAUUGCUAGCGCGUGAUAUUGAGCGAUACACUACAUCAAACGUGGAGCAACGCAAAUGAAAUUAUUUCGAGAAAUAAAAACCAACAACAAAAGCGAAACAAGAACUUGGUAGAAACGCACAUUGGAGCAACAAUGGUA